CCUUAAAAUGAUAGUGAUAAAUGAUUUCGGGUUGGCCGCUGGCUGCUUUGCGCGCUUACAUAAUGGAAAUGAAGGGAGAGGGAUGGACUUUGCUCGACGUUUGGAGCAUGCUUCAUUUAUUUCACGUGCUCGGCAGCACGGCGCAUGUGGCGCCCCUUCAUGCUGUAACAUUAGGCAUCGAUAUUAUUAUAUUAGAGUAGAGCGAACCUGAUGCACUGAACUUGAAUGGAAAAAGUAAGUUUAGUAUUGAAUUGGAUUAUAAAUCAUCUUUUUAGUAGUCCAGGCGAAAAAAUAACACUUGAAAUCUUGCGAGUGACUAAAAACACGUGAGUGUAAAUCUUAUAAAUAGUUUAAACUGGAAAUCUUGAUUUUAAGGUAAUUUAAAUUUACGGAACAUCCAUUUUUAUGGUAGUUAUAAGCUUUUUUCAUAAUGAGUCAUCUACUAAGCUUAAGACUUACAAAUAAAACACAAAAAAGUUAUUCAACGCAUUUAGGGGCCUAGACUACUGAACCAAUUUAGGUACGUUACUGUCUACCCACCAGCCUACCCCUCUACUCUGUGCCGCCGUACGGGGCACCCCUCAGUGUCCGGCGCGGCACCCCGACGGCCGCACGCACCCGCGACAUGUGCCACUUGUACCAGUGCUGUGUUGUGUACCCUUUGUUAGGGAAGUUUCAAAGUGUGGAUCGCCUGUUUUGUUAAAUAGGAUUCUAAUGAUGCCAUGAGCCACAUCGCCCAAACCCCGCCUUAAACAUGGCCACAAACAACCUCCCAUGUAAAACCAAGCAAUGGACGACAAAGUUAACAAUGCGGCUGUGCUCAGUGAAUUUACUAGCGGCCACCAUACUAGCGUGCUUACCUUACAUCUCCACUUUAACUUUGCCGAGCGGGGACCCGGCUCCAGGCCGCUCACCCGGGCCACCCGAAUCUGAACUUUACGUUACUUUAGAUACAAUUGAAAAUGUAACCGAUGUGACCACAGAAAUGAAUGAGGUGGAAGACGCAUGUGCCUUUGCGAGGAGUGAAAGAGAGGUAGUGACGUUGAGUGAGACGGAUAGUGAAGUGAAUUUGACAGUUGUUCAUGCGGUGUUCGAAACGGAGCAGCUUGUGAGGGGCGUCGUUUAUGAAGUCCACCUCCGUUUCGACGCUACUCUCCGCGACUACGCUCUCUACUCAAUCGUGGGCCCCUUCGUCCGCGGCAACUUCACCCCUACCUCCCCCCUCGAACGCUCUUGCCCCGACGACGCCCCCCACUUCGUACCCAAGCACAAGCAUAAACGCCGUUUCAAUUCGAAAUUCGAACGCGAAACAAGGGACAGUCGAUUUGAAGCAAGUGAAUUCGAAAGUGAUAAGUGGUCGAGUGUGUAUUUUAGACCGCGGGUAGUGAAAAGUGUGAGGUAUAGGAGGAGGUUUGUGCCGGCUAGGGUAGUGAGUGGGCCGUUGGGGGAGAGGGGGGAGGUGCUGUUGAUGUGGAGUGUUAGUGAAGCGGAGCGGUUGGGGGAGGAUGCUAGUGUUGUUUUUAGGUUACGCUAUAGGAGAAUAACGAGUGCCACCAUAUACCAAGUGUUCUUUACUAAAUAUUUAAGACUAGAUUGCGCGUUACAAAUAAAAGGGCCGCGCGGGCGCGUCCACUCCGGGCAGCUCCCGCGCACGCACGGCUGCCGGCUCCUCCCGCCGCCCCCCACCCCCGGCCACGCCCUCCUCCUGGAGCUGCACAAGCUCAACGUCCCCUGCGCCGCCGGCUUCAUCCGCUUCGCACCCAACACACCACCCUUGUGUGGAAAGCUCGAACAAAUACCCACCCCAAACAGAAAAUUCAUAUACCACGACUCCAAGAACUCUGUUGACCUCCACGGCCGACCUACGUUCGCCGUCGCCUACCGUCUAGUCGACCAUUGCCACGAUGUGUUGCUGACGGAGAGAAACGGCUCGUUCGAAGUCGGACCAACAAUCAAACUCUUCUGCUCCUAUAAAAUACAUCUUCCGUACGGCAAUAAAGUCGCGUUACGCUUACAAAUGGGCACGGGACCAAUCGCGGCUAAUAAACAUGACUUGUCUAAUAUAAUCCAAGAGGAUUAUCAAGAGUUCUGCAAAGGGAUGGAGCUGAAUUUAGAAAACGGGGAUUCAAGAUGGAAGCAUUGUUCGCAGCCUAAUGAUCCGCUGCGCUCAGUUCAAAUCAUUUCUGAAGGAAACACAGUUCGACUUAACAUCUCAAUAUUGGCUAAGAGAAAUUCCUCAGCUAUGUGGUUGAAAGUGUGGUGGAUGGAUAAAGGUAUAGAGGAAGUGAUGGGGCACUGCGAGUACGGAUGGGUGGUGUCGGACGACUUCUGUGUGACGGCGGUGCGGGAGGCAAAGCGGGCGUGGAGGCAGGCCGAGGCGGAGUGUGUGCGGCUGGGCGGCCAUCUGGCUAGCGUGCUGAAUGAGAGGCAACAGCAUAUUUUGGACCAACUCCUUCUAAAUGCGCCCGGCGCGGGAGUGGACGACGUGUACUGGAUAGGAGCUACUGACGCGGUCCAUGAGGGCGAGUUCCGGUGGUCGGACGGCCUGCCCUUCUCUUACUCACACUGGUUCCCGGGCUGGCGCAAGCACAGCAGCCAGCCUAAUGACGACGGCACCUCCGGCCAGGACUGCGUGGAGGCGCGCCCCUCCCUGCCCCCUCGCCCGCCCCCGUUGGCCCCCACCUUCAAGUGGAACGACCGCGGAUGCAGAGAGCAUAAUUACUUCGUGUGCGAGCGGCCACACAAUACAGACCCUUACAUCGCAACCACCAUCCAAUGCAACGAGACGAUCUUCCUCUCGCACCUCCGGCCGCACGCCACCGUUUCGUCCCCCGGCUUCCCCCGCCCCUACCCCGACGACGUGGAGUGCAUCAGUGAGCUGCGCGCCCCGCCGGCGCAUUCGCUGGUUAUUCAUUUUGAGGAGCUGCUGACAGAACAUGAACCACAUUGCACUUACGACUUCCUGGAGAUCACAGAGAUAGGAGAGAACGCUACAGAUGAAGACUGGCUGCAUGACCACCACGGCUUGUCAGCUGACAACGAGGUAUGGGAAGAAUCCGAGACCCUCCUCCCCGAAUCAGACGCCAUAAGCGCAGGCUGGUUGCGUGACGGCGUUUUCCCCUCGCGGCGUCUGUGCGGUGAUUGGACAGCCAAACUCAAGCUACUCCGCUACCGGUCGCGCGGGAACGCCCUGCGCAUACGCUUCCGUGCUGAUCACGAGCGCCAUCUAGCGGGGUUUAAGGCCAAGGUUGCUGUCGCUGACUCUCAAUCGUGCACGGACGUGAAGCAAGCAUUGUUCGACGGCUACUGUUAUCUCUUCUCCGGCUACCCGCGGGCCUCGUGGGCGACCGCCAAACAAGUAUGCGAAGGCCUGAACAUGCGGCUGUCAUCCGUCCACUCGGCCGAGGAGGAACGCUUCAUCGUCUCGGGGAUUCGGCAAAGCAGCGACUACAGUGCCGGAACGGUGUACUGGUUAGGCGCAAGAUCAGAAGAUGGUCGGUGGGAAAACUUCACCUGGAGCGAUGGAAGCGCUGUCGGGUACAGAGGAUGGCAACAGUAUAACGAAUCAGAGGAGAGAGAUGCAUGUUUGGGAGUUCAAUGGAAGUCAUCUCCAGUCCCAUCGCAGCCCAGCGGCCUUUUCUGGACUUUACACAAGUGCUCGGCCACGGGCGGCUACGUGUGCAAACGAAGACUCUCUGAGGUCAUCGUCAAAAACAGGACUGUUGAAGGGUCGUCAGGCACACUAACAAGUCCCGAGCACCCAAACCUGUACGACAAUGACCUGGACUAUUGGGUGCACGUCGUCGGGCCUCCUGAUACCAGGCUCGUAUUCGUCUUCCAGCAUAUCGAUCUGGAGUUCCAGAAGGACUGUCUCUACGACUAUGUCGAGCUCCGGGAUGCACUCAACAUGAAGUCGUCGCGAUACUGCGGAACCGUCGGAGAGACGAGAUGGGUCGCUUCCAGCAACAAGGCUGUGCUGCACUUCCACUCAGAUUACAACACUCAAGCAUCGGGGUUUUCCCUAACCUGGAAGGCGGUAGAGCUGCUGGGGUGCCCAUCGCAAACCUUCACUUCCAAAGAGGGCGUGUUGCGGAGCCCACACUUUCCUUAUUUUUUACUGCCUGACUUAGACUGCACCGUUGACAUCUUAGCUCCUGCAGGCAAACGCGUCUUCCUAAAUAUCACCUACUUCAACUUCGGCUACGGAACGUUUGAGAAGGGCCUCCCGUCCAACCUCACAGACACCACAGACAUCCCUGACUCCUUCCUCGAAGUCCAAGUGGACCUGCAGGACCAGCCCAUCAGACCGUUCCUCAACCCUGACGUGUUCACAAGUGGCCUGUUCGUGUCGACGGCGGAGAUGAUGCGAGUGAGGUUCAAGACCGGGAGGAAUGUUAGUGGGAAGGGGUUUCAGGCUUAUUUUAAAACUGUUGGCACAGUAAACGUAACACACACCUUAGAGCUCCUCCACGUCCGCUCAGGCCGACUGUCGGCACCCAACUGGCCUCGCGCGCCGCCGCCGCGCUUCACUCUGCGGACGCGACUUAUCGCGCCCCAUGAUCAUACGUUAUCUGUGGCCUUUGCCAAGACGAUGCUCGCUAGUGGCGAGGAACCUUGGCCUUGUGGGGAAGGGAGAGGAUGGAUAGAGGUGAAAGACAGCUACACAGACAACAACGGCACACAGUGGACGCUCUGCGAAGCGGACCGAGCGAAGCGAAGAACUGAAACCCCACUCGUGAUUAACAGCUACUUGCACUCGCUGACAGUGACCCAAUGUGCGGGGGAAAAUGGCGUCCAUAUGGAUGUUGCGUUGCUGGUUAAUAAAGAUCCAGACUACCACAGUAAAAUUCUACUGCUUUCCGAAGGCGAAGAUACGAACAUUGAAUCCUGCUACCCAAACCCUUGCCUGAACGACGGGUUCUGCGCUACUGAUGAUACGAAAAACUUUUGUCAGUGCGCUGGGUACUAUACAGGCAUGUUCUGCCUCCUGAACGCCUGCGAGCGCUCGCCCUGCGUGUUCGGCAACUGCACACUAUCAGAGGAUUCGUUCCUGUGCGCGUGCGCGCGCGGCUGGCGCGGGCGGCGCUGCGCCGAGCGCGUGCGGCCGUGCGCCGCGCGGCCCUGCAACAACCGCGGCGCCUGCAGCGAGCGGGACGGGGCCUUCAUGUGCCAGUGCAAUCCGUCGUGGAAGGGAAAGAGAUGCGAAAUCCCAAACCCGACUCCAAAAAUCGUGAGCCUCGGUGCCCGUAUGAUGCAAGAGCCGUUCUGGCUCGGUCUGAUCGCCGUCUUCGUGGUCCUCGGAGUCAUCGGCCUGGUGUGGUGCGCCAAGCGACACUUCCCUGAGAAGAUUGAGAAGUUGUUAGCCGAGGAGGCCGAUCGAUGCGCGAGACGUAAACUGUCGUCGGUGCACCGUCAGUGGUCGCCCUCCGACACGGCUGCCGUUGUUCCAGCGCGGCCGGAGCCCCGGACGCUGCUGACCCGGCUCGGCAUCCGGAAGCCGUCCGUGUCCGCGCCGCACCAGCGCGUCCGCGCCGCGAGGACGUUUAGCUUGGACGAUCUGUUAAAGCCGCCGCCAGGACCGUCUCCCUCGCCGCGCAAGAAACGAAAUAAUUCAACACCAACGAAGAAAAAUGCAGCAGAAAAGAAGCAGAUACUUCAGCAGCUCAUAAGUCCAGCUACGGCUAACGAGCACUCCAAGAAAAUUAGCAUGGGAGAGCUAAUACAAAUGUCAGAGAAAAGGACUUUAAGUACUGUUGAGAGCGCGCCAGCAUUUAUGGAGUUUAGUGAAAAUAAAGAGACCUCAUUCGCUAGUGAGGCUUCAAGCCCAUCAACAUCGCCAUCGACUAGACACAUAUCAGAUCCGAAGUUAGAAAAGAAAGUAACGUUUGCCCGACUCCUUAACAGAGUAUCAGCAGAAAUGAGCUCAAGCUCCGACGCGGAUAUGAUGAACACGAUAGCAAUUCCGAUGGCGGUGAUAGCGGAUAGGGGGGUGAGGGCAAAGGCAUCAAGUACGCCGCCAUCACCGGGGGUGGAAGUGCGUUCACCGCACAGCACGUCGAGCAACCAGGGGAGUGAUUCUAUGUCAAGUUUGGAUUUAACGCUAGCGCAUGCUGCUUUGAAAAAGUAUUCCAGAACCCCAAAAAUCUCAAGUGCCGAUUCCAUCCUCGCGAUGUUCCGCAACUUCUCCACCUCGGCCGCCAUCAUCUCCCGCGCGUCGUCCGGCGGGAUCUCGGCGUCGAGCACGCCGACGGCGUCGUCGCCUCAGGACGACACCGUGGACGCCGACGACGUGUCGCUCGCGUCGUCGCUCGUGCCCUCGCUUGCGCCGGACUCGCCGAUCGCGAGGCCGCAUAAUACUAUUGAGAUACAGGUACUAGACCCGCUAAGCGCCCACAAGUCCUCAGGCUCCGGCAGCAACCUCCUCCACCCGCCCUCCAUCCUCCUAGAAGUCCCUUCGACCAUCAACAAAUGCCUCUCGCCUAUCCGCGAACUGCCAACACCUUUACCUACUCCGCUGCCUACGCCUUUGCCUACUCCGCUACCGUCUCCUCGGAUGCCCAAGAAAAUGGAGUUGGAUAAGAAUGAGAUCAGGUGUAUGUCGCCAAGUGAGGAUGAAGAUGAGAUUCGACUGGAGAAGCCGGAGAGGCCGACGUCUGGGUUGAGAUUGAAGCUCCGCCAACCAGCGUUCAGCUGCGACACCCCCACACCCUCCACCCACGUGACAGACUCACCCAGCCCUAGCUUCACCCACAGCCAAGACUCAGAACGAGAAAUGUCCUCCCCAUCCCCUGCACCACCGUCCCUCCGAGUCCCAGUCCUCACCAUCGAACGACCAUCCCCAGGCUCCCCACCUCCCAGGAGAACACCGCCCCAUCUAGAGUUCCAACCUCCUCCUUUGAUAACAGUCACUUACAACGCCAGCGAGGAAUCCGACGAACCUUUAUCACCAAGACCACCACCACCAACUAUGAACAUGUGUUACCUCAGCCCAUUCUCAAUGUCUGCAAGAGGAGAACGAGCUCCAUCAGAAUCCAAUCUUUCCUCGUCUGGGUAUAGCUCCAUGGCUAGUCCAGGCCCAUCGAGAUGUGGCUCAAGUAAUCCGUUAUGCCCGUCUGAAAUGGAAGAUCCUGGCUCAGGUGGGGGACCGUCUUGUUUUCAAAGAAGGCGGCCGUUAAUGAAAACUAAUUCGAGUCCAGCGUCGUCGAAUGAUGACUCGAAAGAACGGAGACGAGGACGAUCUGACUCAGAGACGCUCUCAGACGAUCCAUUGCUAGAAUCUAAUGAUGAAGGCAUAGGGACAGAUGAAAGGGUAGACGAUGUACCGUCCAGCGCCAAAGAAAUGGAGACCCUAGUAGUUUUGAAAGAAUUAGAUGUGCCUCAAACAUUAUGCUCCCCAAGUGGCGUUACUAAAUGCUCCAUCGUCAAAUGUUUGAGCGUAGAAAGAGGGUUAGAUGAGAAAGCGAGUCUACGCCCACCAACUUUACUUACUGAUCUUACCAGACCUUUAAGUCCUGUAAGUUCUCGAAGCGAAUCACCCUUAAGCGACAAGGCAAGCUUAGGUCACUUUUCACCACUGUUCUACGGGAGACAAUUGCCUUUUACCGAUUCUGAUGGACUCUACGACUUCCCAAGUUCAGAGUGUGUGAAAGGGACAAGCUGUAAAGGAGGUACAAACACGCAGAAGAAGUCUGGGAGGAAACGAGAUAGAAGAACGACGAGGACGGUGUCGCAUGAAGCGACGGGAACGACCAAGUCAGCACUGCCACAUAUGCCGCAUUCCAUGCAUAAUCUUUUAGAGGUGCCAGGCUCCCGCGACGGAGCCCGAGGCCGAAAGUCCGGGCGCCGGCGCUCGCGCUCGCAGGCCCCGGCUCCUCCUUCAUCCUCGUCCUCUGAAGACUCGGUGUCCGCGGCCUCGGUGGCCUCUGUGGCCUCUGCGAGGGAAUUAAGGUUGCCACCUGAUUUGGAUAUGCAGGAUACGUCAUCCAAGAUCUCAUCAAGUCUCGAUUUAACGGAGGACUCCCGAAAACCUGUCAAAGUAAAUAAGCUAAGAACCAUCAGCAACCAAAUUAGAUUCCUUCGACGUUUGGAGCGAAGCUUGAAAAUGAAAGAAAGCUAUCCUGCGUUAUCAGAUGACGAAGGCGAUGAAUCUUCGAGCGUAACAUCACCCCUAUUACAAGGUAGGAAGGACCUAAAUCGGAUGCCGACACACGCGAUAUCAGCACCUCUAUUAGGCCCCGGGAGGCCUAAAAUCGCCCGACAGAGGCGAUAUGACCGAUCGUUAUUAAGUGAAGAUACUAGGAUACUAAGCACGGCAACAUGCCAUGAUAAUUCCGAUUGAAUAUGAACUCUGUGUUAUCGUGAAUAUAGUGCGUUUUACAUUAGCAAUAAAGGUGUAUUGCGGUGAAAGUUUGAAUACUUGCGUACUCGGUAAUGUCCAAAUUUUUGACAGUUGUCAGGUGACACUUGAGUAUACAAAAUUCUAAUCUAAUGUGAUAUAAUUAUAAUGUAAUGAUUCUUCAGGAGUGCUGACGAUUUUAACAAUUAGUACGUAAUAUAGAUAACCAUCGUGUUGAGGUUUAUUUUUCUUAAGUUCCACUUUUGAUGUCUUGAACUUAUACGUGAUUCUUACUGUAAAUAAUUGUCUUAUAGCAAUAACCUAUUGUAAUGGUGUGGUUCAUCCGCGUAGUUGAUACAGACAUUAAUACCAGCUUGUCCAGCUUGGUGUUUUUUUAUUCAUUAGUUAAGUUAGUCUUAGUCAUAAUUAGAUAAGGGUCAGUUUACUUUUUUACCUUGUUUUUCAUGUUCCGCUAAAUAUAAUUUCCUGUUCGUUAGAUAAUUGACUAUGUAAAAAUGCUUUUGUAAAUGUUAUACGUAUUGCUCAAAUGCAUAUUUUGUGAGAUCGUUUUUGCGCACUUUUUGCUGAUAUGUAUAUAAAUUUAAUAUAAGUACCUAUUGUAAAUAUGGGGAUUUUGAGAGAAAUGUAAAUACUUUGACACAUUUAGACGAAAGAAAAUACCAAAAUAACGGUAUACUAUGCACAAUUAAUAUACAAGCGUAAUCUCAAACGUAUAUUGUGUAUUACGGUAAGUAUAUUUAAGUAUAGCUACAUUUAGUACAUUUAACAGACGCACCAAUAGAAUAGAGAACGCAAUAAUGUCUAGUUACCUAAUAAAUGUUAUUUAAUAUUCGUUUGUUUAAGUUGGAACGACAUUUUCACAAAAGUAGUAUAGCCAUAAGUACCCAUGUAUGAGCCAUAUUUAUUGGAGCCACAGUAUGAAGCUAGCCUAGAUUCCUACACCUAAACUAAGCAUUUGAAAAACAGGCUCGUAAUUUGAUAGCAAAAAGUCCGUAGUGCAUUUUCUAAAUUAUUUUAUCGAAAAAUCCAAGAAAAAAAAUAUGAUUAGCGUAUCGGUUAUCAUAGCAAGGCCUGGAUAGACAGCAUGUAAGCCGUAACUCUAAAGUUAUUCAUAAAAUAAUUUGUUACAGUCCACAUGACAUGACAAUUUUUCUCGACGAAUGUCGAUAGUGAAAACACCGAAAAACUUCUUGCUCAGUUCAUGUGAAUUGUCACAUUUAUUAGCCCUAAAAUUGUUUUAUAUACUCGUAGUAAGAAUUCUGAUACUAAACCCGAUUAGCGCAAUACUAGAAGCCUAAAUAGACGAGUAGUGUACCUAUACCCAUAUGCCUAUGAAAUGACAGUAGAUGGAUUUACUCAUGUAUCUAUUUUAGACGUUUUUGUAAGUGUUUUCCCAACUUAUUUGAGAAGAAAAGGUAUCGACCUUUACGAUCAAAACAUUUAUGACCUUUAUGAAUGAAAAUAUAAAAAUGGACUAAUGCCGCCGAUAUGAAAGCCAGUUAUCGAUUUAAUUCAAUAGUUAACUCAAAACGCAUUUAAAGAUCAAUCGUUUAAAAUAAUUUAAUUUUGAUUUCGCAAAGGCCGAUAUUGUCUGGGUGCAUAAACUUUUUUUGUUGUUAUCCUAUCACGUCAGCCGACCGACAAUAUUAGCAUAAAUUGUACGAUGAAAUCUGUAUAACGAGAUAUUUUACUAAAAUGAUAUAUAUAUAUGACCCAUUACGGAAAAGAGUUAUAACUGCCAUAAUUAUGCAUGUUUGGUUUAUUUAAAUACCAUAAUACCAGGGUUUUAACACCCAGGAGACCGUAACCAUGGCAACGAGUGACAAGAAAAGUUAAUUCACCUAUCUUCAAAGUAAUUCUUAGCUAGCUUAAUGUCGUUAGAUACAGUUCCAGCAAUAAUUUUUGUGAUUCGACUGUUCAAAGACUGACGUACUGUGUGGGGGAACCAAUGCUUGUGUUUACUGUCUAUGUGUAUCUUAAUGGUUAGGUAUGUAUAAUAUUUAAACGUUGAUGUUGUAACACAUACAAAUUUAGUAUCUGCACUGUUAUGUUUCAAUACUAAUUUUCUUAUUUAAAGAAGCUACUUGUUUAGUACCUAUACUAAUGCAUAAAAAUAAAUAAAUAUUAAAUAAACCAACUUUGACCAAGUGACCUUUGAUAUAGCACAAAUCAUCACUAUGUCACAUAUUUUAACAGCAUCCGAAAAUAAGACCGCUAAUUCAAUAGGUUUGAUGAUUUCAAGCAAUGGCAAAAUAAUAACUGCUGACUUGUGUUGCAUCAAAAUAUAUAAAUACUUGUUUAUAGCCAGUAAUUCAGUUUAAAAAUUAAAUUAGAACUUACAUAAUCCCCAUUUUCUAUUCAGUCUGAAAACGAAAAGUAGUGCUUCUUGUUUAUUGACACAAUAGACAGGUAACUUUUAGUAAUAACAUUAAGUUUUCAAAGAAACAAGUAUUUUGAAUCAAAUCUUUCGAUAUGAAUCCAUUUAUUACUCUUGAGUACUAUACGAAUAUACACGACAUUCGAUUCACAGCAAUAUUAGUAAAUGGUUUUACUAUUCAAACACUAGAAUCUUGAAUUCUUUGGAAAUCGUGGUAGCCUGUCUACUGAAAACGCUAUUAUCAUAAACAUGAAAUCGAAAUAAAAAAAGUACCUACCGAACGCUAGCGGUCAUUUUAUAAUUACCUAUAUUCAAAUAAAAAUAACGCUAAAAGGUGUUCUUAAAGGCCUAUCGGUAAGUCAUCAUUUCUGCUAGAUUAUCGCAAUAUUUAAUAGUAUAAAUAUGAAAGUCAUGAAAUUAAUGGCCUGUUCAUUGAGACUGAUUUUCUAAUACUUAACUCUUAAAAUUGUGGCUUAGUUUUUCUCGUUUAUGUGAAUAGCUCUUAAUCUCCCUUCUACGACAUCCUUGUGUACAUAUUUUUUCGCACGAGAUGCCUUCACUGCCAUUUAAAAAAAUCACGGAAAUAGUUUACCUAUCUAUACAUCUUUCUAUACAUCCAUUACACCUGGGAAAUAUUAACAAUAUUGUAUUCUUAUAUCUAUAUGUUUUACAGCUAUCUAUUUAUUGAGAUAAAUAUAAUUUAAUUACAUACAAGUGAUUAAAGUUGUAUUGGUUUCAGACUAUGUAACAUACCUACUUUAUUGAAGCAAAUAAGUGGACAAAUAAAUAUGUAUUGACACCUUUCGAAAAACAGUUCUCAGUGCUUUAAACACUAUGGGUAAUUACUAUAAAAUAACAAUAACUAAAAUAUUGGAAAAAAGUUUAAAAUCAAAACUAAAGGUACGUCGUUAUUAACUUCAUUCAUUUUAUGUUUUUUCAUUUAACAUUUACAAUAUGUAUACUUACAUACACU
Messenger RNA from Cydia pomonella (codling moth), 11706 nucleotides. RefSeq lists its product as uncharacterized. The transcript is spliced from 31 exons. The coding region runs from base 755 to 8338 and encodes 2527 amino acids. NCBI's taxonomy places the organism in Eukaryota, Metazoa, Arthropoda, Insecta, Lepidoptera, Tortricidae. Gene Ontology annotation, molecular function: serine-type endopeptidase activity; calcium ion binding. The record is from RefSeq and is a predicted model, not a curated record.